Branchiostoma belcheri (Belcher's lancelet) is the source of this 1257-nucleotide messenger RNA. RefSeq names its product tankyrase-2-like. NCBI's taxonomy places the organism in Eukaryota, Metazoa, Chordata, Leptocardii, Amphioxiformes, Branchiostomatidae. The record is from RefSeq and is a predicted model, not a curated record. The transcript has 5 exons. Gene Ontology annotation, molecular function: protein binding. Bases 3 to 899 code for a protein of 298 amino acids.
UUAUGGGAAGUGUUGAGUACAAUAAGUCACGUGACAAGGCAACUACUGCCCAUGACUCCAUGACUGAGGCUUCUGAGUCUUCAGUACGACUUCAGACAGCAGCCGGGCAAGGUGUCCAAGACAGCAGCGAUCCUAGCGGAAUGACGGGAAAGCGUGUGAAUGAAGCUCUGCUGUCUGCUGCCGAGAACGGCUCACUUCGAGGCGUUAGAGCGGCUUUGGAAGCUGGUGCAGACAUUGACUACGUCCAGCCGGGCAACAUUACAUAUGGCAGGGAUACGGCACUGUACACCGCUUCCUUCAUGGGGCACAUAGGCAUGGUGAAACUGCUGCUCCGCAAGGGGGCGUCUCUAACAAAGAGAGGUGUUAUUGCAUCGUCCUCUCCCCUUCAUGGAGCAGCGAGAGAAGGGUAUACAGAAGUGGUGGAGUUGCUGGUACAUCAUGGUGCAACGUUAGACGUACGGGACGGUAUACAGACCACGCCACUCAUGAAUGCCUGUAUGUACAAACGGGUCGACACAGUUCGGCGACUGAUUGAACUCGGAGCAAGAGUUGAUUUGGCCGACUAUCGUGGCUUCACUGCAAGGAGGUACUGUUUGUUUGACAUAGUCGGAGAAGUCGGAGACAGCGGCUGUAUGGAGAUGAUAAGGCUGAUACAAGAGGCAAUGGAGACCAAGCUGUUGAGAUGCUGUAAUCCUACGUGUGGCAAACCAGGCUACAGAUCAACCCUGAAGCUGUGUGCACAGUGCAAGUUGACCCGGUACUGCAGCCGUGACUGUCAGAAACAACACUGGACUGCCGGACACAAGAAGUGCUGUGGACAUGACGCGUACACCGGCGAGAGACCAGACCUAGGGAAGUUGGUCGAGGAAUAUCAUAGGGAAAAUCUAGUGUAUUAUUAAGAUCCGGAAACAUCGUAGAACAUGUAUAACUCAUGAAAGUCUUUUGCACCUUUAACGACAGCAUGAAAUGCCAUGGCAGUAUUGCUUUAGUGACUGAUCAUGAGUCGUGAGUUUCUCUCUCUCUCCUAAUUGAUUCGGUUACAUUGUAACUUGAUAAUUGAUAGAACCAAUGAUUGAGGCGUUCAAAAACUCAUUCUUUCCUAGACCUAUCGUAGAGUGGAUCUCGCUGCCACCAUGUACGGGGAUGGGGGCAUCCUUACUAAAUAGAUAGCUUUAAGCUAUGUUUGGGUUUAGUUGUUCAAAGGAAAUAUGUAACAAGUUGUUCGGUGUAAUAUUGCCAGCUGCCGCCGUGCCAUGU